AUGGGCAUCAUCAAACAGCCGGCAAAGUCCUUCGAAUUCUAUAGCAACUCAAGUAUGAAGCUGAACGGUGGUACGUUAAUUGCUCUGCUUAGUGUUUGCAUUAACAACGAUUGCAAGCAACAGGCUUCGGAUAUUUUGGCGAACCGCAAAAAGUUUGAUUUGCGUCUUGAUGCACGUGGUUACAACCGUAUCAUGAUGACACUGGAAUUUCUGGAGCGGAACGACGAGAUUAAGGAUAUUCUGGAGGAGAUGGUCAAAAAAAAUAUUCAGUUCGACACCAAAACGCACCAGAUUAUUGAGCGCAACGCUCAGUUCCUUCAGGAUACAAAUUUUGUUGCCAGUCCUAACAAGAGCAGAGCUGCCGGCUAUACCAUAAGCCCGCGCAUUCGCGAAUUGCUUGCACAGGGAAAGUAUAGUGAGGCAGCUGCGUAUGUAGACUCUAUUGUAAAAUCUGUUGAUGAGUCGCAACUGCCCGAAGACUUUGAAGGCGAAAUUCCUAAAGGAGCAUUGAUUGUGAGCUCAAGUGUGGCGAAAGACGUCGUGCAAGCGUAUAUCAAGACGGAGCAAUAUGACAAGGUAGCUGGUGUGGUCAAGGGUUUUUCCUUGGUGCAUGGCAAGUAUGCGCACGCUUUGGGUGAAGUUUUUACGCACUACACGAAGGAUAGAACGAAGACGGCUGAUGAGCUUAGCUAUGCUGCCAGCAAGGCAAUGCUUUUUCAAGGCAUUCGAAUUUACCGCGUGCAUGACGCGCUGGUGCUUUUCCGUCGCUUUCACGAUUCUGAUGCCGCUCUAGAGCUAUUCAACCAGGUGCUAGCUUCGUAUUGGGGCAAGGAUGGCAGGAAUGCGGACAUGCUUGCUGGGGACGAAGAUGCUAGAAAGCCCCGUUAUGUGACUUAUAACAUCGGCAAGGUCGUUGACUUGGUCAUGCAGACGCUGGCGGAAGAUGGCAGGAUGGCUGAUGCUCUGGAUACCUUAAACAUGAUGGAAAGUCGGGGAGUGCAUGCUGUACAAUCUACUUACGUCGCGAUUCUUAGCUCGAUGCGGAAGUUCUUGCAAAACUCAAAUAAGGAUAUCACGAAUCCAAAAGUGGGAAGCAAAAAAAAGCAGCAGCGGUUGGAGCUGCUAGAGGCUUUUACUGAGGCUCAGAGUGACCCUAACGAUUGCUACAUCUUGCCGCAUAUGUGUUACGAAACGCUUCUAGCAUUUACAGCAAAGGAGGGUACUGUGUCAGAUGUAAGGCAGCUGUAUGAUGAAGCUGUGAGCUUCUUAGACAAAAAGGAAGCGUUUGGUGUGCCACGCAGUUGGAUGACAAUCCUAAUUGAAAAGCUUGCCGAGGAAGGCAACGUGGAAGAGGCCGAGCAGCUGACGAAGCAGAUGCUUGAAAUGUGUGGUAGCUUCACGCUUCGAGCUGUAGUCUCAGUGCUGAGAGGAGCUUUAGAAGCCCAGAAACUGGAUGUCGUUGACAGUAUGGUGGCGCUUAUGGAAGAACGGGAGUUUAUUAUAAGGUUGUCUGACGCCUACGAGUUGGUGCAUUUGGCCCGACAGAAGGAUCUUGCAGAGAAGGCGCUGGAUAUCAUUCGAAUUUUCGAGAGGGGUAACCUAAAGGAAGUGGCUCCUGCUGCAGAUGGAUCAGGCAACCUGGAAGAAGCCUAUGUUCGUCGCCAGCGCGGCGAUUCGCACGCGUUCCGAAAGGUGAGAACCAUGUACACUGUUGCUCUUAAGGCGUGCGAAAAGGGUGGGCUUUGGAAACAGGCGCUUGUACUGCGUGAUCAGAUGACGACACUAUUGGGAAAGGAGGUCAUGGACGAGAUUGCCACGAGUAUGAGUGCUACAACGAUGCAGCGCAAGGAGAAUAAGCAGUCAAUGAACGAGUAG
Molecule: messenger RNA, 1875 nt
Organism: Peronospora belbahrii
Lineage: Eukaryota; Oomycota; Peronosporomycetes; Peronosporales; Peronosporaceae
Source: the annotation of a GenBank genome assembly